GACAGGCUGUGCGCCGGCCGCUCCUCCCCGCCACCCCCUCCCCCGCCUCGGCCCUGAAGGGGCUGGAUGGGCAAGUUGGACGCGAUGGCUCGAGCCCGGGCGGCGGCGGCGGUGGCCGGAGGCGGCGGCGCCUCCUCCUCCUCGCCCCGGCGCCGGCGGUGAUCGGCGCUAGCGGCCGCGGCUCCCGAUGAGACUGUUGGCGAGCUGGCUGUGCCUGAGCCUGGCGUCCGUGUGGCUGGCGCGGAGAAUGUGGACGCUGCGGAGCCCGCUCACCCGCUCCCUGUACGUGAACAUGACGAGCGGCCCCAGCGGGCCGGCGGCGGCCGCGGGUGGCAGGAAGGAGAACCACCAGUGGUAUGUGUGCAACAGAGAGAAAUUAUGUGAAUCACUCCAGGCUGUCUUUGUUCAGAGUUAUCUUGAUCAAGGAACACAGAUCUUCUUAAACAACAGCAUUGAGAAAUCGGGCUGGCUAUUUAUCCAAUUAUAUCAUUCUUUCGUGUCAUCUGUUUUUAGCCUGUUUAUGUCUAGAACAUCUAUCAAUGGGUUACUAGGAAGAGGCUCAAUGUUCGUGUUUUCACCAGAUCAGUUUCAGAGACUGCUUAAAAUUAAUCCAGACUGGAAAACCCAUAGACUUCUUGAUUUAGGUGCUGGAGAUGGAGAAGUCACAAAAAUCAUGAGUCCUCAUUUUGAAGAAAUCUACGCCACUGAGCUUUCUGAAACUAUGAUAUGGCAGCUUCAGAAGAAGAAAUACAGAGUGCUGGGUAUAAAUGAAUGGCAGAAUACAGGGUUCCAAUAUGAUGUCAUCAGCUGCUUGAAUUUGCUGGACCGCUGUGACCAACCUCUGACUUUGUUAAAAGAUAUCAGAAGUGUCUUGGAGCCAACUAGAGGCAGAGUCAUCCUUGCCCUGGUCUUACCAUUUCAUCCCUAUGUGGAGAACGUAGGUGGCAAGUGGGAGAAACCAUCAGAAAUUUUGGAAAUCAAGGGACAGAAUUGGGAAGAACAAGUGAACAGUCUGCCUGAAGUUUUCAGCAAAGCUGGUUUUGUUAUCGAAGCGUUCACCAGACUGCCAUACCUGUGUGAAGGCGACAUGUAUAAUGACUAUUAUGUUCUGGAUGAUGCUGUCUUUGUCCUCAAACCCGUGUAAACAUGUGGAGGCCAGAGUCUUCUGAGCCCACCCCAAGAUUGCACCCUCAAGAGGAGGGUCUGCGUUCACAGUUGUGUGAUGGGAGGGCCUCUGGGGACUGCCAUUUUAACUAUCAAGUAGGAACUUAAAAACCAAAAUACUAAUUAUUUCUUUGUAGUGUGUAAAAGGAAUGUUUUUAAAAAGCAAAACCCCAACUCUUUGUGGAUUUUUAUCAGCUCUUAACUCGGAGUCACACUCCAAUGCAGGUCACCCUCCAAUGAUGAUGGAAGAUAUUUUUUAUACUUAAUUGCCGUAGGGACUCAUUCCCAGACAAAGCAAUAGUCAUGACUUCAUGGAACCAACAUGUGGAUUGUUUUUAAUACAAUGAAGACUGGCAAUAAAGCUGUCUGUUCAAUUCCAAAUAUUGGUUAUAAGGUUUAGCCACUGAUAUGCUUUCAUGUUCAGAAAUUCUGUUACUAUUCAAGAAGAUGUUUUUAAUCAUGCUAAUAAACUUUUUUGGAGAUCACUUUGGCAUCAUGUUUGAGUUAAUAUGAGGCUUCUCUGGCAUUUUUUUUUUUAAUUGCUUUGGCUUCAGGAGUAUCCAAAAUAAUAGCAGAAUGUGAUCAAUGCAGACAACUUGGACAUGUGGUGAAGGAAGGCUUCAGACAGAGGCAGAGGGAUUAUUGCAGAUUGCAUGAAAGCCAAGGCAAUCCAGACAUCCCUCCCAAGAGCAGCCGCAUUCAGAUCGGUACUUUUGGAACCACCCUGCUCCCCAGUUAAUGUUGCUUUGAGAAAUGCAAAACACCUGGUUCUGGCUAUGUGGUAACUUAAGUCCUACACUCAGAACUUUUGUUUUUCUGGACUAUCUCAGGUUCUAAGAACUGAAGCAUUCUGUUGUGUCUAUUGACAGAAUACAACCAAAAAUUGUUUUAAUUCACCUUGUUACUCUACACUUGGAUACCUCUUUCUCAGAACUUGGCUGUUCCCAAAAUCCUUAACUGAGCUUACUCUCUGACAAGAAUAUGGUUUGAUGAAGACCAUGUCAGACUCAUGCAUUCUAGAAUCCCCGAGUGCCUCCCACAAUCAACCCGAAAUGUUGCAGUAGAGGAACUCAUUAGCAAGAUCAAUAACCAUUGUAGAUAUUCCAAAGAGCAGAUCGUUUAACUCAGAAUCUAAAAUCUCAGUAAUAACAGAGAUGCCGAUUUGAGAUUGUGGUUAUUAACAAUAUGUUAUUCUCACAGCUCUGGGUCUUUUUUCAUCCAGGUGUUUCAUUAAAUAGUCUCAUUUAUAUGCUCACAGAAGUCAUCAAAUCAACAGUUACUGCAACACCUGGGUGUAAAGGCAGAUUAAAGCCUUGAGAAGAAUGGCUUUAUUAUCCAUUAAGAACAGCAAUCCCACUUCCUCACUCCAACAUCUCCCACUGUUACUGUGUAGUCAUAAUCAGAGUUGGGUUAUGUGAUUUAUGCAAAAUUGUUAUUGGAGUGUUCUAAUGAUUUUUUUCCAGGAAUUCAAAGAAGUGACAUACAAAUACUUAGCACCCUAGAUUGUAAAAAUAGAAAGAGGAAAUGAAUAAAUUUAGGUCUUGUACAGUUGGCAUUUGCUUCUUUAUGAAGUGUCAUGAUCAGAGGUUGCUGUUUAAACUGUCGAAUAAGAGUGAUGGAUGCUCAGAGGCAGGUGCCCCAAGUGUCAUUAACUUUCAAGUUGAUAGUUAAUUUCAUGGUCUUUUAAAAACAUUAACCCCAAGAAGCAGAAGCAGCACGUACACUUAUAUAUCUUAACAAUAAAAAUAGUUUCUCAGGAAAAUCUGAGGUUCUCCGAAGACCUGCUUUUUAAGAGUGCUAUUUUAUGGUGAAAAAUUAAAACCAGCAAAUGUGCUAUUUCCUAUCUGCUUUUCAAGUCUUGUCUGUGUGUCACCAUUCCACUAGGUGGCAGUGUUGCUUACUGAGUGUCAAUGGCUUCUUUUUCCUCUAAAUGGAAUGUGUUUUCUUCCCCAAAGUACAUACAAUAAAGCUGCCUUCUUGUCUGCACCA
This is a messenger RNA of Oryctolagus cuniculus (rabbit), 3153 nucleotides long. RefSeq names its product methyltransferase 9, His-X-His N1(pi)-histidine (gene METTL9). Gene Ontology annotation, molecular function: protein-L-histidine N-pros-methyltransferase activity. The record is from RefSeq and is a predicted model, not a curated record. Lineage: Eukaryota; Metazoa; Chordata; Mammalia; Lagomorpha; Leporidae.